UAAAACAAGAAAUCAUCUUACAAGAAGAAGGAUACUCUCUAUCAAGGAAAGGAAUCAUGAAGACUCUACUCUCACUCUUCUGUCUGGUUACUUACCUGACCUGUGCUCUCAGUGCUAAUGGCUGGCCAGUCUCUCUUGACAUGGCUUGUAAUAAAGCUCUUUCUGCAGUUGCUUGCUCUUUUGAGUUUACCAACAAUGCAAAUGAGGAUCUUUAUGUACUCAAACGUAACACUCCUCUUGAAGGACUCAACUCUCAAUUCAUCUCUGUCUCUCUUGAUGGUCGUCCACUGGAAUAUGAAGGUAUCAUUAUUCAUCGUCUCCCUCCUACAAAGGAUGAGUUUGUUCUCUUGAAGGCAGGUGAGAGUAUUUCUGCCUCAGUCCAAAUCACUGAUAUAUUUAGCAUUGAUACUGAUGGUCUCUACACUGUACAAUACAGUAGACCUUUACAGUAUCUGUCAGUGAAUGAGAUGAGUGCAAUGUCUAUUGGUAAGCUCAGGGAAUUGGUUGUACGUGAAUCCGUUCACAUUCAUUUGGAAAGGACUCGUCUUCUCGCAAAACCAAAGGAGCAAAAAGUAGAAAUCGAUUACACUGUCUACAUUGAAUCCUGUACUGCUGCUAGUUUCUCUAACGGUGAUAGGAACAACUCUGGUACUCUGGACUCACAUAAGCUGCUCUGUGCUGGACUUGAUAAAGUUAUAGGCGAAGUUGGAAACGAUAAUCAUUACAGGGAAUGGUUUGGAGCAUGGACAUCAUCAAGAGGUGCGACAGUCAAAAAUACCUACACGCUAGCAAGAAAUGGAAUAGCAGGCAAAUCUCUCACAUAUUACAACAAUGGUCCACUGUGCAAGUCCAACUGGAUAGCAUACACGUAUAAAUCAUAUACUCAAACAGUUGUAUAUCUUUGCGACUUGUUCUAUGGUUAUCCAACAGCUUGCAGGGGUGCUAGCUACACUAAAGAAGGUACAUUGGUUCAUGAAUGGGUCCAUGCCUUCGCUAAGCGUGAUGAUGUUGUCUAUGGAGCUGACAACUGCAGGAAUUUAGCCAAAACUAAACCUGAUGAUGCCAUAAGAAAUGCUGCCAGCUAUGAAUUCUAUUACUGCACAGGUCAAUAGACUGUAUGUAUGGGCAGCAGUGAUACAAGCCAAGAACUUUAGGACUCAUGCAACACUAUAGGACAUGCACAG
Amphimedon queenslandica is the source of this 1184-nucleotide messenger RNA. RefSeq names its product extracellular protease-like. The record is from RefSeq and is a predicted model, not a curated record. Gene Ontology annotation, molecular function: metalloendopeptidase activity. The transcript is spliced from 2 exons. Lineage: Eukaryota; Metazoa; Porifera; Demospongiae; Haplosclerida; Niphatidae. The coding region runs from base 57 to 1112 and encodes 351 amino acids.